AUGAUCCUCUUUCGGCCAAGGGCAAGGACUCCGUCUCUCAGAGCCAUCAGAAACUGUCUCCUCCCUGGAACCCAUCUCUAUGCCAAGCUUCUAACAUUCGAGUACAAGCAUCCCGAAGUCAAUAAUACGAGCUACAACCAGACGGAGUCUGGUAUCUUGGCCGAUAAGUUCACGGCCCUGCUGAUGCUAGAGUCACGCGUCGCGCAGAUGGAGGAAACUUGCAAUCAGCUCAAGAAGGACAUGACCCAAUUCCAGCGCAAAGAAGAUACCGUACACUAUCACAGUAUAGCGAUGGGCCGAGUGAGUUCAGUCGAAGCACGCCAAAUGAGAAUUGAGAGAAACUUCGAGCGCAUAGACGAAGGCCGACAGCAGAUGGAGGCCACCCAACAGCAAAUGCAGGUCACUCAGGCCGCUCAAGACCAGCGCAUCCAAUACCUCAUUGCCUGUGAGGACGCUCGCGACGCCUCUAAGCACGGCAGUAAUGCCUCUGAGGACGAACACUACCAGCGACACAAGGAGCUUCAAGACAGAUGCGACGAGCUGACGAUGAAGAAUAUGCGAUAUGAUGAGAUGUUCAUUUCUCAGGCAACCCGCAAUCAUAGAAUGGAUGCCUUGGGACAGAAUUUGGCUUUUUGUACUGCUAUCAUCGUUGUUGUCAUUGCCAUUGUGGGCUAUGCCGUUUUCUCGUCUUGGGAUUGA
Molecule: messenger RNA, 699 nt
Organism: Colletotrichum fioriniae
Lineage: Eukaryota; Fungi; Ascomycota; Sordariomycetes; Glomerellales; Glomerellaceae
Source: RefSeq, a predicted model, not a curated record